Anopheles gambiae (African malaria mosquito) is the source of this 2385-nucleotide messenger RNA. RefSeq names its product voltage-gated purine nucleotide uniporter SLC17A9 (gene MFS18). Gene Ontology annotation, biological process: transmembrane transport. NCBI's taxonomy places the organism in Eukaryota, Metazoa, Arthropoda, Insecta, Diptera, Culicidae. Gene Ontology annotation, molecular function: transmembrane transporter activity. The transcript is spliced from 2 exons. The record is from RefSeq and is a predicted model, not a curated record. The coding region runs from base 375 to 1832 and encodes 485 amino acids.
CUUGUUUAUUUACAUCGAUCUCCCACCAUUCGGGUAUACCCCGUCGCAUCGGGCGAUAGAAAAGUUGUAAAAACGAAAACAUUCUUUAACACUUUCACAUCACAGCGAGAGCGCCCCGCGGACAGAGGACGGCACCUCCGAUACACAGCACCUCCCGUCAACAUGCAAAUACCGUGUCGAUUUCCCCGCAACUAGUCGUCCGUGGCCGUGUGUGUGUGUGACUGAGGCAAACGCUCUCUUCAUUUUUUGCUAACGUUAAAGUUAGCCCCAUCCCCAACCCCACUCCUGCACCACGUCAGCGCGGGCAACGAGUGUGCGAGGCGUCCGCGAUACCGUGGGGAACCGGAACCGCGGAACCGGCGACAGCAGCCUAAAUGAUGGAAGAAAAGCUCAAGUAUUCCUUUCUGCGCGAUCUGAACGAUGGCCAAAGUAUAUGGACGAGAAAUGAGAAGCGUACCUGGUUCCUGACUCUCCUGACCGGCACCUGCAUGCUGUACUCGACCCGCACCACCAUGCCGCUGCUCGUGCCGGCCGUCGCAGCGGAGCGCAAGUGGAGCAAAACCGACUCCGGCACGGUGCUGAGCUCGUUCUUCUGGGGCUACACGCUGACCCAGGUGCUCGGCGGCUACCUGAGCGACAAGUUCGGCGGCCAGAAGGUGAUACUGCUGGCGGCGAUCGGUUGGUCGCUGAUCACCUUCUGGAUGCCGAACAUUAUCACCUCGUCGACGCUGUUUGCCUCCUACUCGAUCCCGUUCAUCGUGACCGUGCGGAUCAUCAACGGUGCCUGCCAGGGCGUCCACUUUCCGAGCAUGAUCAGCAUCACCAGCCAGAACUUGAGCGCGUGUGAGCGGGCCAGCUUUUUCAGCAUACUCACGUCCGGGUCGGCGCUCGGGACGCUGCUGACCGGGAUCGUGGGUUCGUUUUUGCUCGACUACUUCGGCUGGCCGACGGCGUUCCGGGUGAUUGGGUUUUUGGGCCUCUCGUGGACGCUCUUCCUGCGCUACUACACGAUGGCAUCGGACCGGAGCAGGAUUAUUAACAUUUCGAUGCCGAGCCGGAUGUACACGAAGCUCGGCACGCCGGACGCCGUACCGUGGUUGCGGCUGUUCGAGCGCAGCAGCUUCUGGGCGUGCGUGCUGGCGCACGCCUGCGAGAUGAACUGUUUCUUCGUGCUGCUGUCGUGGCUGCCGACGUACUUUCACGAGAAUUUCCCCCACGCUAAGGUAAGCGAAUGCGAACGGAGCCUUGGUUUUUUUGUGUGCUUAACGACCUUCUUUACCCUUUUUUUGCGACAGGGUUGGGUGGUCAACAUGAUCCCCUGGCUAGCGCUUCCCCCGGUCACGUUCAUCGGCAAGCUGCUCACCGAGCAUCUGCUCGCGAAACAGUGGUCCCUGACGCGCAUCCGCAAACUAGUCCAGAGCUUAUGCUUCUUGGGGCAGAACUGUGCCCUGUUUCUAAUGUGCCGCACGCAGGACUUCAACAUGGCACUUACCUGCAUGUCAAUUAUUAUCGGUAAGUCAGUCCCGUAUCCGUUUCGUUUUGCACUCAAUAUUUACACAUAUCCUCUUCCCCGGGUUCGGGUAGGCCUCUCGGGAUUGCACAACAAUGCAGUGACGGUGAACCCGCAGGAUCUGGCCCCGAGCCACUCGGGCAGCGUGUUCGGGCUGAUGAACACGGUCGGUGCAAUACCGGGCUUUCUCGGCGUCUACCUGGCCGGCCACAUACUGGAACUAACGCAAUCAUGGUCGGCCGUGUUCAGUACGGCCGCCGCCAUCAACACGUUCGGGUGGCUUAUCUUUACCGUGUUCGGGUCGGCAGAAACGAUCGUUUAAGUUUCAGUUUUUAAUCCCCCACACACCCAAGAUGGUGCGCGUGUGUAUGUGUGUGUGUUUGGGUAAGCAAACCGGGUAGCCAAAAACCAAAUCUAGAUUAAUGAUGAAGGAAGGAGGAAAGGCGAAACACGCGAAAACAAAGCCCCCAAUACUACUUUCCGCAUACUCUAAACACUAGAUGUACAAACGGUCUUAUUCCCUUCUAGCUCGUUUUUAACACUCAACCACCUUCCCCCCUUAUCCCCUUCCCCUUAUUUUCAAAAAACUGUAUCCAACCAGGCCUGUCGAACGAUAUUACUACCGAUUGGACUGGAGCAAAACACAAACACAAUCUUUUCAUUCCCUGUGUAACUCCUCGCAAGAGACUGUGCGGAUGAUGGGAGUGAAAGCUGACCAGAAGCCCGAGGUAGCUAACGAAUGCUGUGGACGAAGUUACUGUUAGAUACUGUCAAAGAGAGAGAUAGAGAGAUAGAGAGAGAGAAAAAAAAUACACAAAAUAUAUAAAAAAAAGCUAGAGAAAAAAUAAAUAAAUUCAAAAUCAUCGAUGUAACAA